CUGACUUGACUCGUUGACAGUUAAUAACGAAGUUAGCGUCUUUCACUGGCUUCCAAAUGAAAUAUUAUUUUCUACGUGUUGUACCAUUUAUUUCAAUUUAUAUUUAGUAUACAUAAUUCUGUACAGCGAUAUUCAUCGAAAUAUAGUUGCAAACAAAUUUUCAAGACGUAUUUCGUCUUGCUAACCUCAAAAUGUAAACACCAACUUCACAACAGUUUCAGUGAUUGUCAACGAAGCGAAGACAUCACGGUGCGUUGCCCCAUUCAGUCCGUACAAACUAUUAAUUUACCAAAACGACAAAUCUUGCAAAAUGAGCGAUAGCGACGAAGAUAACUACAACAAAGACGAAGACUGUGUGGACCUCACCGGAUUCUUGUUCGGUAACAUAAAUGAACAGGGUCAACUCGAAAGCGAUGUUUUGGAUUCGGAAUCUCAAAAGCAGCUCUCAAACCUCGGAAAACUUGGUUUGGGCUCCACCCUUAAAGAAAUGAUAGGUGUCGAUAACAUUCCUAAAGAUGAUUCAGACAGCGAUUAUGAUACCCAGGAUACCGAAAAAAGUAAAUUUGAUGACGACGGCAAAGAGAAGAGUGGUGCUAGCUCGCAGCAAAGUACUGACAGUGGUUUUGACUCAAAAUCUCCAUCUGCGGUGGACUUUUCUGAUAUUAAUGAGCUGGCAGAAGAGGAGGAGGUGAAACCAGAAAGUUAUGAUGCAGAUGAUGAGAAUGUAAAUGAAAAGGAUAACAAGUUAAUGCCACCUCCACCAGCUCCUGUAAGCAAAGAAGUGAUAGAGCCACCAGUCACAAUUAAUAUUGAUGAUGGUGAUAAAAAAAAAUUGGAAACACCAUUAGCAGCAAUGUUACCCUCAAAAUAUGCUAAUAUAGAUGUAACUGAACUAUUUCCAGACUUUAGACAUGGCAAAGUGUUAAGAUUUUCUAGACUUUUUGGCCCAGGGAAACCAAGUAGUUUGCCAAAUAUUUGGCGAAAUGUAAGAAAAAAGCGCAAAAGAAGGAAACAUAAAGAUAGUGCUAAUCAGCAUGAUUCUGAUUCAAAUUCAGAAGAUGAGAAACCUAAACACAGAGGCUGGUUUUUGGACUAUGCUGAGACGCCCCCUAUAGAUCAGUGUCGUAGUGACGACGAGGAAAAAUUUUUAAAACCACUGGAAAGCACCACUGUGGAUAAUAAAACAGAAACCCAGUCAAAAGAUGAUACUGGACCUAAAGUUGCUGACUGGCGAUUUGGUCCUGCGCAGAUCUGGUAUGAUAUGUUAGAUGUACCUGAAACUGGCGAUGGGUUCAAUUAUGGGUUUAAACUUACAGAGGAAAAGCCACAAGAAGUAAAAACUGAGAGUGAAGAACCAAAAGAGGGUGACGAGUUCCCAGAUGACGCUUUUUUGAUGGUAACGCAACUUCAUUGGGAAGACGACGUGGUCUGGGAUGGCAAUGAUAUAAAACACAAGGUUUUGCAAAAGUUAAAUUCAAAGACCAACGCAGCAGGGUGGGUACCUAGUAGUGGCAACCGAACAGCGCAAGCAUUCAGCCAACCAGGGAAGGGCGGGCUGUUGUCUGGAAGUUCUGUCAGAUUACCGAUUCCAGCCCCACCGUUGCCUGGUAUGAAAGCAAAAUCCCAAAUUAUGUCAGCCAAGCCUCGACCUGAUCCUGAACAAGAUGAUACUUGGUACUCCAUUUUUCCCGUUGAAAAUGAAGAUCUGGUUUAUGGAAGAUGGGAAGAUGACGUUAUAUGGGAUGCUGAAUGUAUGAAUCAGAUACCUAAACCUUCAAUUCUCACUUUGGAUCCCAAUGAUGAAAAUAUCAUUUUGGGAAUACCAGAUGACAUAGAUCCCUCAAAGCAGAUUGCAGGGCAAGCAACACCCGUGAAAGUAAAAAUUCCACACCCUCACGUGAAAAAAUCAAAAAUUCUUCUCGGCAAAGCGGGCGUAAUCAAUGUAUUGCAAGAAGAUACUCCUCCGCCACCCCCCAAAUCACCCAAUAGAGACCCAUUCAACAUUUCAAACGAUGUUUAUUACAUGCCACGUUCGUCCGAAACCACCAUGAGAUUGAAAGUCGGUGGCGGUAAUCUGAUACAACAUUCAACGCCGGUCGUAGAAUUGAGAGCUCCCUUUAUUCAAACCCAUAUGGGUUUGAUGCGUUUACGAAACUUCCAUAGACCGCCAAUGAAACGGUUCUCACAUGGACCGUUGGCUCAACCAGGCCCCCAUUCUGUGAUGCCAUUGGUAAAACAUAUCAAGAAGAAAGCGAAACAAAGAGAAUCAGAAAGAAUGGCUUCUGGUGGAGGUGACGUGUUCUUCAUGAGAACUCCUGAAGAUUUGACUGGAAGAGAUGGCGAUAUUAUUCUUGUAGAGUUCUGUGAGGAGCAUCCUCCUCUGAUGAAUCAAGUAGGAAUGUGUUCGAAAAUUAAAAAUUAUUAUAAGAGGAAGGCAGCUAAAGAUUCGGGUCCACCGACGUAUAAGUACGGAGAGACUGCGUAUGCGCAUACUUCGCCGUUUUUGGGAAUUUUACAUCCGGGGCAGUCCAUACAGGCUAUAGAGAAUAACAUGUACAGAGCCCCUAUUUAUGAGCAUAUUAUACCAACAACAGACUUUUUGAUAAUAAGAACCAGGCAACAGUAUUACGUCAGAGAAUUAGAUGCAAUUUAUGUGGCGGGACAACAGUGUCCUUUGUACGAAGUACCAGGACCAAAUUCAAAAAGAGCAAAUAACUUUGUUCGAGAUUUUCUUCAGGUUUUCAUUUAUCGACUUUUCUGGAAAAGCAGAGACAAUCCAAGAAGGAUCAAAAUGGAUGACAUUAAAAAAGCUUUUCCUUCACAUUCUGAAAGUAGUAUCAGAAAGCGACUUAAGUUAUGCGCAGACUUUAAAAGAACUGGAAUGGACUCAAAUUGGUGGGUGAUAAAGCCCGAAUUUCGUCUUCCAACCGAGGAAGAAAUUCGAGCGAUGGUCUCACCGGAACAGUGUUGCUCUUAUUUCAGCAUGGUAGCCGCUGAACAAAGAUUGAAGGAUGCCGGUUACGGUGAAAAAUUCAUCUUCACUCCAGCUGAAGAUGACGAUGAAGAAAUGCAACUGAAAAUGGACGACGAAGUGAAAGUGGCACCUUGGAAUACGACAAGAGCGUACAUUCAAGCUAUGAAAGGAAAAUGCCUGCUUCAGUUGACAGGGCCUGCAGAUCCUACAGGAUGUGGUGAAGGUUUCAGUUACGUCAGAGUGCCAAACAAACCGACUCAAAAUAAAGAAGAGCAAGAAUCGCAACCAAAGCGCACUGUCACUGGAACCGAUGCUGAUUUGAGGCGUUUAUCGCUUAAUAAUGCCAAAGCUUUAUUGAGGAAAUUCGGAGUUCCGGAAGAAGAAAUUAAAAAGCUGUCGCGUUGGGAAGUCAUCGACGUUGUCCGAACUCUUUCCACCGAAAAAGCCAAAGCAGGAGAAGAAGGAAUGGAUAAAUUCUCCAGAGGAAACCGCUUUUCCAUUGCAGAACACCAAGAACGCUACAAAGAAGAAUGCCAAAGAAUCUUCGACCUCCAAAAUCGGGUUUUAGCUAGUGCCGAAGUGUUGAGUACUGACGAAGGAGAGAGUUCCGACGAAGACAGCGAUGAAGACAUUGAAGAGAUGGGCAAAAAUAUCGAAAACAUGUUGGCGAACAAGAAAACGAGCACGCAAUUGUCUCUAGAGCGAGAAGAACAAGAGCGUCAAGAAUUGCGCAAGAUGAUUAUGGAAGGAGAUGAAAAGAAAGGGAAGGACAAGAAGAAAGAUGAAGACGAUAAUCAGGAGCAGUCGAGUUACGCACAACAAGGACGAGUUUUGAAGAUUGUGCGUACGUUCAGAGAUGCGGAAGGGAAAGAGUUUACACGUGUGGAAACCGUAAGGAAACCGGCAGUGAUCGAUGCGUACGUGAAAAUAAGGACCACCAAGGACGACGCGUUCAUACGACAGUUCGCUACUCUCGAUGAAGCGCAGAAGGAAGAAAUGAAGAGGGAGAAACGAAGAAUUCAGGAACAGUUGAGAAGGAUUAAGAGGAAUCAAGAGAAAGAGCGGUUGGCUUUGGGGCUUGCGUCUUCCUCGAAUCCGUCGGCAAGUGGCGAAAAACUGGGAUUAAAUGACAGUCCCUCCAAUCAAUCGAUCAACACUUCACCAAAUAAGUCUGCAUUAAUAUCACCUCCAAAGUCACGAAGAAAAACAAAACUCAAACCGGACUUGAAACUCAAAUGUGGAGCUUGCGGCAACGUUGGACACAUGAGGACAAACAAAGCGUGUCCUCUAUAUCAGAACAGUGGUUCAAACGCUCCGAUGAACGUAGCGAUGACUGAAGAACAAGAAGAAGAAAUUGAAAAGCAGUUGAACACGGAUGAUGAAGAUCUUGUCAAUAUUGAUGGUACUAAAGUUAAAUUAUCGAGUAAAUUGUUGAAGCACGCGGAAGAAAUUAAACGACGUACGUUGCUGCUAAAAGUGCCGAAAGAAGCAAUGAGUGCUAAAAGAAGACGACGUGGAGUUUCUGAUCUCCACUGUGAUUAUCUGAGGCGUCAUAAUAGGCCCGCUAAUAGGCGACGAACUGAUCCAGUGGUUGUUCUUUCCACUAUACUGGAGAAUAUUUUGAAUGAAAUGAGAGAUAUGCCAGAUGUGCAGCCAUUCUUGUUUCCAGUCAACCCCAAGAAAGUUAUGGAUUAUUAUAGAAUUGUUCAUAGACCUAUGGAUUUGCAAACAAUCAGAGAAAAUUUACGACAAAAGAAAUAUCAGAGUCGUGAAGAAUUUUUGGCUGAUGUGAAUCAGAUUGUUGAGAAUUCAACUUUGUACAAUGGAGCUAAAAGUAGCUUAACGGUGGCCGCCCAACGUAUGUUGAAUAAGUGUGUCGAACGUUUAGGAGAGAAAGAAGAAAGACUAAUGAAGUUAGAAAAGGCUAUUAACCCAUUGUUGGAUGAUAAUGAUCAAGUUGCGUUGACCUUUAUUUUAGAUAAUGUGAUAAAUACAAAAUUGAAAGCUAUGUCUGAGUCUUGGCCGUUCCUUAAACCAGUCAAUAAAAAAUUGGUGAAGGACUAUUACAGUAUUGUAAAACGACCAAUGGACUUGGAAACAAUCUCGAAAAAAGUGGCAGCACACAAAUACCACAGCAGACAUGAGUUUUUGAUAGACAUCGAACAAAUUCUGCAGAACUGUAUCUUGUAUAAUGGCAGGGACUCAUCUUUCACUGAUAAAGCAGAACAGUUGGUUAAAAUUUGUAAAGCUACGUUAGACGAGUAUGACGAGCAUUUAACCCAACUGGAAAAUAAAAUAUCUCUGGCACAAGAAAGAGCAAUGCAAGAUGAUGAUCAGGCGUGGAUGGGCGGUGAAGAGGAAAAUUACACAAUUGCAGAACCGGAUAGAAUUAGCCAAGCAAGUUCACCUGAUCAGAGUUCUUUCAUAAAAUCCAACAUUGACGAUUACGAUUAUGUGGACGUUGAAGGAGGCAUUCAAACCAGUGAAGAUAUUGCAGCAUCCGUGCCAAGACCCAAAAAACGAAAAACCAAAAAAGAUGAUGCUGCUAUACUGGAAGAAGAUUUGCAGUUCUCGAGUGAAGAAGAAUUAGAUGAAGUUCCUUUACAUGAGUUUGAAGAUAACAAAGGAGGGCUUGUUAUUUCCGCUGAAAUGCCUAUGGAAACUGUUAACGCUGACGAUGACAGUCAACAAGCAGCAGAAGCGAUGGUACAGUUGGGUUCGAUGGGUUAUUACCAACAGAAUGAAGGAGAAGCGGCUGAUCUAGUUUACAAAGAGGAGAGCAUGGAUGUAGAUCCAAAUUAUGAUCCUUCAGAUUUUCUAAUGUCGGGACUGCCACUACACAACAAAGAUGAUAUUAAAAUAGAUGAAACAGUCUUACAGGGUCAGGAUUCUGGUAUGAAAAUCCAUGAUGAUCUGGCAGUUAGUGAUAGUGAAGACGAAGGACCAAAUGUUACUGAUGUGCCUAUUCAGGAGGAAGAUGACGGAGGCGAUCUUUGGUUUUAAAAAUGCUAUGAUUUUAUGUAAUUUGAGAAUGAUUUUAUUGAUUGUAAAUGUACAUUUUUUGAUAGUAAAUAUUUAUUGUAGAUAUUAAACAUAUUGUAAAUUUAAA
Messenger RNA from Zophobas morio, 6083 nucleotides. RefSeq names its product transcription initiation factor TFIID subunit 1 (gene Taf1). Gene Ontology annotation, molecular function: DNA binding; TBP-class protein binding; histone acetyltransferase activity. Gene Ontology annotation, biological process: transcription by RNA polymerase II; DNA-templated transcription initiation; RNA polymerase II preinitiation complex assembly. The transcript is spliced from 26 exons. The coding region runs from base 311 to 5977 and encodes 1888 amino acids. Gene Ontology annotation, cellular component: transcription factor TFIID complex. The record is from RefSeq and is a predicted model, not a curated record. NCBI's taxonomy places the organism in Eukaryota, Metazoa, Arthropoda, Insecta, Coleoptera, Tenebrionidae.